Molecule: messenger RNA, 1023 nt
Organism: Exophiala viscosa
Lineage: Eukaryota; Fungi; Ascomycota; Eurotiomycetes; Chaetothyriales; Herpotrichiellaceae
Exons: 1
Coding region: 1-1023 (340 amino acids)
Source: RefSeq, a predicted model, not a curated record
AUGCCGUCUGAGAAAUCCAGCCAGCGCGCUGCAUCCUCACAACCAGCUGAGCCUGCCCCUCAGGACCUUCCGCCAUCAUACGAAAACGUUGUCCCAGCCAUUUCUACCCCUUCCAAUAUACCACCCUCAAUCCGAAUACCAAGCCAAAACCCCCUCGAUGCGAUCUACCGCCUAGGUUUGGUCGCUUUGGCCAAAUACGGCGUCUCUCAAGGUAAAUGGUCCAAAGACCUCGCCUCCAUCACCACCACUAAACCCGAGCUAUCCGAAACGGAAUACGAACUCGUGCGCUUCAUCCACGAACAAGCCGCCCUCCCACCCAAACCUCUGAUGCUCAUCCACGGCGAGCAUUCCAGAGGUGGUGAAAACGUCAUCGACUUCGAAAUACUCAUCAACUUGACUUCGCUUUUGGACAUCACUGGAACGUCAGCGCAAUCUCGAACUCACGUUAAACCAUUCGACGACUCUUCUUCACCCAGGAGUUCACGAAACUCCAACCGAACUCCGCUAGAACAAUGGAUCAAGAAGUUCUGCGAAGAAAAAGUCGAAAACAAGAGUUUCACGCUCCACCGACAAGUCACCAAUCUCCCCGGGCAAAUCCUCGAAGGUAUGGUGCGCACGCUGGUAGCCUCGACCAAAUACCGUGGCAAACUCACCGUGAGUUUCCCCGUACAGUAUACCGACGUGAUUGUCUCGCGCCAGGGAGGUAAUUGGUUCACGAAUAUGCUACGACUGAGCCCGACGAAGAAAUAUGAGGUCGUCGAAGCGGUGUGGGACGUUGCUGCUAGUUCGGGAGCUGAGAGAUCAAGUGCCAGCGCCAACGCGAAUGAUCACUCCGCUCGGGAGAGGAAUGGUCGAGCUGGAUUGAUUGCGCAGGAGUGGUGGCGCGAAUGGCAGUAUGCGAUUUAUAAUGGGGUGUUGACGGGGAGGAAGGGAUGGGUCACGGUUGAGGAUUGGAUGGAGGCCAAGAUGGGGGUGAGAGUCACGGAGAGGAAUAGGGAUUGGGGCGUUGAUUGGGAGGGCUGA